UUCUUCGCAGAUAGAAAGACGGAUGGACCGGGAGGGAUGCUUGCAGCGCGCUUAAGAAAAAGAGAGAGGAGAAGAUGGAGGAAUGGGAGCAAGAGAGAAGCCGAUCUCGCGUGAAAGAGUUUGCGCAGAGUCGACGACGAAACGACAACGUCGAGGACGCGCUGCUGCCGGAGCGAAAAAGGCCGUGUGCGCGAGAGAGGGAGAGAGAGGGAGCGUGAGAGAGGGCGCAGGGCUGACCGUUCACGUCUUUUCGACGUCGACGCAACCCCGUUGGCGCAGAAUAGCUGCUCAGUGCUCGUCGAACGGCGCUGUGCUGCGACGGGACCAUGCCGCCGCGCCCUGCACCACCGAUCAACCGAUCUCAGGAUCGCGAGAUCGUCGGAGACUCGAGGGAAUAAAGAAACUAAAAAGGGGGAGAAGAUGACCGAGACAAUGUCCGAAGAUUACGAGGUAGUCUCGAGCAGCGACGGCUCGUGCGAGGACGCGGAAACGCAAGCGGACUUUGGCAUGCCGGGUUGGGAAGCGGCGGUGGCCUCGCUCACGCUCGGAUUCAUCGUUUUAGCCACGGUUCUGGGCAAUUCCUUGGUAAUCCUGAGCGUCUUCACCUAUAGGCCCCUGAGAAUAGUCCAAAACUUUUUCAUCGUUUCGCUGGCGGUAGCCGAUUUGGCCUUGGCGAUCCUCGUGAUGCCGUUCAAUCUAGCAUACCUCCUUCUCGGUAAAUGGAUCUUCGGUAUACACUUUUGCAAGCUCUGGCUGACAUGCGACGUUCUCUGCUGCACCGCGAGCAUUCUCAAUCUCUGCGCGAUAGCUCUCGACCGCUAUUGGGCCAUUACCGAUCCGAUUAAUUACGCGCAGAAGCGUACGCUCAAGAGAGUCCUUGGAACGAUAGCCGGCGUUUGGCUGCUGUCCGGUGCCAUAAGCUCCCCGCCUCUGGCAGGAUGGAACGAUUGGCCGGAAGAACUCGAGGACGAUACGCCGUGUCAGCUCACCAGGAGGCAGGGCUACGUGAUUUACUCGGCUCUCGGCUCCUUCUUCAUACCCCUCUUUCUGAUGAGUCUCGUCUAUCUCGAGAUAUUUCUCGCGACGAGAAGGAGAUUGCGCGAACGCGCUCGACAGAGCAGACUCGGGGCCGUUCAAUCGACGAGGCACCGGGAGACCGACGACGCCGAGUCCGUAAGUUCCGAGACGAAUCACAACGAGAGAUCGACGCCGCGGACGCACGCGAAGCCCUCGCUGAUCGACGACGAGCCGACCGAGGUGACGAUCGGUGGUGGCGGUGGUGGUGCCACCGGCAGCGUCACCGGCAAUUCUCGACGAGUCGCAUCUGCCAGCGGUGCUGGCCAAACCCCAGCUACCACCGCCACGGUCUACCAAUUCAUCGAGGAACGACAGAGGAUCUCUCUCUCGAAGGAGAGACGCGCCGCGAGAACGCUCGGCGUCAUCAUGGGCGUCUUCGUGGUUUGCUGGCUACCCUUCUUCCUCAUGUACGUCAUUGUCCCAUUCUGCCCGGCUUGCUGUCCCUCCAUCAGGCUCGUUUACAUCAUCACGUGGCUGGGUUAUCUCAACAGCGCUCUCAAUCCUCUCAUCUAUACCAUAUUCAAUCUCGACUACAGGCGAGCUUUUCGAAGGCUAUUGCGCAUUCGCUGAUUGCGAGAUCGAACUUUGAUUCUCCUGUCCUCCCAUUUCUCCUCCCCUCUCCUCCCAUCUCCUCUUUCCAUCGUUGAUUCUUCUUCCCGAACAAUCGCAACCGACCAAACGAGAGAACGCAUCGACGGCGAAUUACCCAAGCGGGAGGAGCGCGCCUAGCGAAAAAAGAAAUUUCCUAUGUACACGCCUUUGAAACAGUUUCUCCUCCCUUGAAAUACACCUAAGUACCACGUACACGGUGGAUUAUUCGGAUACGUUCGAGCUCUCCGGUGCCCGCAGCGAAUAACUAUGCGAUCUCACUACUCGUCCCACCACCGGACGAUGCUUCCAUUGAUGUGCUCCUUUCGUUCGAAAAAAUGACGCGGUAUUAGUCAAAUUCCUGGCGGAGAAAUUUUAGAGGGAAGCGCUUGGGAAUUGGGAAGAUGAAUAGAUGGAUAGGUAGA
Vespula pensylvanica (western yellowjacket) is the source of this 2090-nucleotide messenger RNA. Its product is annotated as tyramine receptor 1. The record is from RefSeq and is a predicted model, not a curated record. The transcript is spliced from 2 exons. Lineage: Eukaryota; Metazoa; Arthropoda; Insecta; Hymenoptera; Vespidae. Gene Ontology annotation, cellular component: membrane. Gene Ontology annotation, biological process: adenylate cyclase-activating adrenergic receptor signaling pathway. Bases 421 to 1647 code for a protein of 408 amino acids. Gene Ontology annotation, molecular function: octopamine receptor activity.